UAACAGGCCACGCCCCCACAGGUUGGGCUUGCGCGGGCGCCGACGGAAGUGGGCCGCAGGAAACGGAAGUCCCGCCUGUCGCUCUCUCUUCGGAGGCAGCAGCAACGCGGAGGAGACGGCGCUGAUCUGGGACCUCAGGCACUAUCACCAUGAGCCUCCUCAACAAGCCCAAGAGUGAGAUGACCCCAGAGGAGCUGCAGAAGCGGGAGGAAGAAGAGUUCAACACAGGUCCGCUCUCUGUGCUCACGCAGUCAGUCAAGAACAACACCCAGGUGCUCAUCAACUGCCGCAACAACAAGAAGCUCCUGGGCCGCGUAAAGGCCUUCGACAGGCACUGCAACAUGGUGCUGGAGAAUGUGAAGGAGAUGUGGACCGAGGUCCCCAAGAGCGGCAAGGGCAAGAAGAAGUCCAAGCCAGUCAACAAGGACCGCUACAUCUCCAAGAUGUUCCUGCGCGGGGACUCGGUCAUCGUGGUCCUGCGGAACCCGCUCAUCGCCGGCAAGUAGGGGCCUCCUCUCCAGCAUCAGAAUUCCCGCCCUCAUCCUGUGAAGACCUGCCCUUUGUAAUGGGAAUAAUAAAGUCCUGUGUUUUUUCUAGUGGCA
Messenger RNA from Zalophus californianus (California sea lion), 602 nucleotides. RefSeq names its product small nuclear ribonucleoprotein D2 polypeptide (gene SNRPD2). Bases 150 to 506 code for a protein of 118 amino acids. Gene Ontology annotation, molecular function: RNA binding. Gene Ontology annotation, cellular component: precatalytic spliceosome; U2 snRNP; U4/U6 x U5 tri-snRNP complex. NCBI's taxonomy places the organism in Eukaryota, Metazoa, Chordata, Mammalia, Carnivora, Otariidae. The record is from RefSeq and is a predicted model, not a curated record. The transcript has 3 exons. Gene Ontology annotation, biological process: spliceosomal snRNP assembly; RNA splicing.